Messenger RNA from Neurospora tetrasperma FGSC 2508, 1133 nucleotides. RefSeq lists its product as uncharacterized. The transcript has 3 exons. Lineage: Eukaryota; Fungi; Ascomycota; Sordariomycetes; Sordariales; Sordariaceae. The record is from RefSeq and is a predicted model, not a curated record. Bases 68 to 1090 code for a protein of 340 amino acids.
CACUCAGUGUUUGUUUACCAAAGUCCUUCUCUUUACGAUACUCUUUUUUCGACGACUAUCUUUCAUCAUGCGUUUCUCUACUACCUUCCCGCUGGCGGCUUUCGUUGCUCUUGCCAAAGCACAUGGUGUGAUUUUGGCCGCUCAGGGCGAGUCUGGUUCGCCACCAUCUGUCGGAUUCGGAGUCAACCCUGAAAUCGCCCGCAACUGCACCACCAUCAACCCCUGCCAGCUUGACUCGGUCAUCAUGCGCGAUGCCGAGAUCAAGGCAAACCUGGUCAACAACUGCGGCCGUACGCAGCUUACAGGCAACAUCGACAUUGCCGAGAACACCGAGGCAGCGCUGGCUGAGGGCGCCGUAACCAAGGUCAAGGCGGGCAGCAAGAUCACCGUGACAAUCCACCAGGUCAACGCCGACGGCGCCGGCCCCUAUGUCUGCGACUUGGACGAGACCUCCAACUCGGGCAAGAUCAGCCAGAAUCUGACUGUCACCAACAACGUGCCCGGAGCCAACGGUAUCUCGCAGAACAAGAUCCAGGAGUUCAACUUUACCGUGACGAUGCCGGAUAACUUCCAAUGCACUGGCGCCUCCACGGGUAACAUCUGCACUGUCCGUUGCCGCAACAACGCCGUCGCCGGUCCCUUCGGUGGCUGCUUCGCUGUCCAACAAACCGACGUCAAGCCGACCCUCAACACGCCCGACAACAUCCAGACCUUCAAGAACAUCAAGGACAUUGAGGACGAGCGCUUGAUCAGCGUGGCCACCCUGCCGAUUGCCGCGGAAGCCAACCGCAAGGCCGGCUCAAGCGAGGCGCAGCAGAACGCCGCCGCCGUCAGCGCCAUUCUUGCCGCCGGGUUUGUGAGCAAGUCCGCCCCCGUUCUGACCCCUACCGUGGUUCUGGGUGGUGGUGCUGCUGCCGCUCCUACGGCUACGAGUGCUGCUGGUAAUGGUGGUAACCGUGGUGGCAAUGGCAAGAACAACGGCGGAGCCAAUGCCGGAAAUGCUGCUAAGCAGGGAAAGAACAGGGGCACUCAGAACCAGAACCAGAACCAGGCCCAGAACAACCAGAAGCAGAGGCAGAGCCAGAACUAAAAGGCUAAAGGUGUAAGGUGGAGGACAACAAAAUCAUCCAGCA